UACUUUUUUGUGCGAUGGUUAGAAAACCGGUCAGAACAGUAUAUAUCUUCUAGUUCAACUCACACACACACAAAAGGUGCAAAAUUCAUUUACUUUUUGGUGUGGCAGCUGACACUUGAGCAGUCCACAGCCAUUUCUUUGAGAAGAAACCAACAACUGGCCUUCAACGAACAGAGUGAAAAAUUGAUUAAUUUGUCUUGGUGGUAAGUUCAUCAGGUAAAAUUUUUGUUGGUACGUUUUGUUAGAGCAGAAGAAAUGGCUGUGGUUCCACAGGAAGCCAUCGACCAAUUUGAAGCUCUGAUGGAGGAGGAAGUUGAUGAAUCCCUCAAAAGAACAUUCCAGAACAUCCAUCAAGGAUAUCCUUGUGAAACUUUGAUGCGCUUUCUGAAGGCGAGAGAAGGAAACGUCACAAGGGCCCACAAGAUGUUAGUUGAUUGUUUGAACUGGAGAAUCCAAAAUGACAUUGAUGAUAUGUUAGCGAAACCCAUUGUUCCUAUAGAGCUUUACAGAGGGAUACGUGAUUCACAGCUUAUAGGAUUAUCAGGUUACACAAACGAGGGUCUCCCUGUCUUUGCUGUUGGAGUGGGCCUGAGUACAUUUGACAGAGCAUCUGUUCAUUAUUAUGUACAAUCCCACAUUCAGAUCAAUGAAUAUCGGGAUCGUGUGAUUCUGCCAGCUGCGACCAAAAAGUACGGGAGGCAUGUUAGCAAAUGUAUAAAGAUUCUAGAUAUGACUGGGUUGAAGCUCUCAGCGUUAAACCAAAUAAAGCUAAUGACUAUUAUUUCUUCUAUUGAUGAUCUGAACUAUCCAGAGAAAACACUAACGUAUUAUAUUGUGAAUGCGCCGUAUGUCUUUUCUGCUUGUUGGAAGGUUGUUAAGCCACUUCUGCAGGAGAGGACAAGAAGGAAAAUCAAUGUACUGUCUGGUUGUGGACAGGAUGAUUUAUUGAAGAUAAUGAAUUAUUCCUCCCUCCCCCAUUUCUGCCGUAAGAGAUGUUCUGGCUCUUCAAAACAUCUACACAAUAACGUUGACAAUUGCUUUUCCUUGGAUCAUCCCUUUCACCAACAACUUUACAAUUACAUUAAGCAGCAAGUCUUGGUUUGUAAACCUGUUGAGCCAGUAAAACAGGGGUCUGUGCAUGUGACUUUACCUGAAGAUGCAGCUGAAGGAGAUAUUGCCAAGAUUUUGGAAUCCGAGUUGGAGAAAUUUGAGGAACUACAGAGAUGUCCAGAAUCAUUGAAGGACCUGAAAAUCAUUGAUGACAAGUGCUAGACGAUACUUGGUCUCUGGUUUAAGGUGCUAAAUCACAUCCUAUAGAAUUCUAUUUUUAUUAACGUACUAACUAUUCUAGCUAUCCUGUAUUAAUUGUAUCAACAGUAUGUUAAAUUAGUAGAUACUUCAAGGGAACAGGAACAGAUGAUGUAUGCAGUUUUAUAUGUCGGCUAUCAAAACAUCAACUUGAAGCUGUUCCAAUUCGUUUAUAAUUCUCCAGCUUUUGGAUCCCA
This is a messenger RNA of Sesamum indicum (sesame), 1505 nucleotides long. Its product is annotated as Sec14p-like phosphatidylinositol transfer family protein. Lineage: Eukaryota; Viridiplantae; Streptophyta; Magnoliopsida; Lamiales; Pedaliaceae. The record is from RefSeq and is a predicted model, not a curated record.